AAGCAACAGCCAGUCGCACCACGAAAAGGUUUAACGAAGUAUGCACUCAAAAGCCGCUUAGCUCUAUUCACAGAAGAAACCACUUCAAACGUUGAAGUGGGAUUAAUAGGAGUUCUUCUUUUGCCUUUAAACCAGCCACCGUCAAUUCAUCAAAAGCCGCAUAUUUCACGGACAAUGGAAAAUGGAACCCCACCACAGCUACCAAUGCCUGAUAAGGAUGUUCUACAACGAAGCUUUAAUCAAUUACUCGGAUCGUUGGACCUGCCCGACGAUAAAAUCAAGGAAAUGAAUUCUUACGACGACCAUAAGAAAUGGGAGAUUUUAUGUUCACGAAGCCUAAUGAAGAUCCAUCAAUCACCAAGCUUUUAUCUACAGAGAUUGAAGAGAAGUAUCAGGGUUAAAAUGACGCAAUCAAAGACGGAUGUGACGGAUAUAUUGCGAGGAUUAGAGGUGUCCUUAAGAACGUAUUCGAUUGAGUACUUAAAAAGUUUCUCAGAUGAAAGAAAUUCUCUAAGCAAACUCGUGGAUUUCAUGACUUCAUCGAAUUUAUCUUCGGAGAAUUUUUUAAUAAUCAUCCAAUCCUUUAAAGUCAUCAUGAACGAUGCAAAUGGUUUUGGAAAGGCAAUUAAUCAUCAGAUACUAACAGAUAACUUGGUGCGAUAUCUUCCGACACUCUCAAUUAAGAAUCGCUGCAAUAUACUUCAACUGAUGGUGAUGGCAUGUGAGAAAUCACAGAAAGGGCUUGAUCGAGUUUUAAAAGCUUUGAAAGCUAAUGGUAGAUUUGAAAUUUUAAUGGACUUUCUCACGCUUAAUAAGGAAAACGAAAUUGAACAGAUGGUGAUUGUUGCAACCCUCAAUUUAAUUAAACUUAUCAUCAGCUUGCCAAUCGAUUUGAAUUAUCGAAUUGGCUUGGACAAAAAACUUCGGGUUUUGACGUUCAAUGAGUCGAAUCUGACAGCAGAAGUUAUCGAUGAGAUUAAAAGCUUCAAGUCUAUGAUAAUUGAUGUAAAUCAAUUAGCUAAAGAUCGCGUUGAAAUCAAAGUGAAAGCUAAAGCAGAACUAAUGGAUGGGGAGAAGCAAUCAAUUAAUUUGGAAGUUUCGAAGGAAUAUGGUCGAAUGGAGCUGUCUAAAGAUUCGGAUGUGGAUCAAAGGCCGGAAAUUUUACAAAAAUCUUCAACACCAAAGAGAGAAACGGAGAAGGAAGUGAAAAACACUGAAAAAACUGCAUUGCGUCCAAAUCAAGUCCAUGGCACCGUCUUUUAUGGUCUAAAUGAUGAACGACUUCGCAAGAUCAUAAACUUCACUCACUUUGAAGAUAAAUUUCACAUAAUUGACAAGUCACAAUCGCCGGAAAAUUCGUCUUUUGCAAAUAGAAUUCGAAGUCCGAUAUUUGUAACCCUCCUCGAGUCAACUCGACUGCGAAAUGUCUCCAUUGUGCUAAGAAAAUUAAAUUUCGAUGCUGACGUGGCCAUUGAAGCCAUCAACGAUUACAAUUUUAAUCAGCUGAAUCUCGACAGCAUUGAGUUGCUAACAAAUUUGGCGCCGAAAGAUUUGGAAAUCGAGGCAUAUCGAAGCUACAUGAAAAUGAAGAAGAACAUUGCUGUGUUAAGCGAAGAGGAUAAAUUUCUCAUGAAGUUAUCACAAGUUGAGCGACUAAAGACAAAACUAACCCUCAUGAAUUUUAUUGGAAACUUUCCUGAUCAAAUGAAUUUGUUGGCGAUUCACGCUGUUUCAUCCGCAUCGUUAUCGCUUAAGAGUUCGAAAAAGUUUAAAGGCAUUCUUGAGAUUAUUCUGACAGUUUGCAACUACAUGAACGGCAACAAAUCAACCGCAACUGUCUAUGGGUUUCCAUUGAAAGGGACAUUGGAGCGGUUAAAUGAUAUUCAAUCAAAUGAUAAGAAUUUGUCGCUAUUAGAAAACAUUGUGAAUCUCUUUAAAAAAAACAUAACAGAAGAGUUUGUGAGCAUUGAAAACAACUGGAACAUGUUCAUAGAAGAACGCAAAUUUUCGAAAAGCUUCACAUUAAAAACAUUCGAAGUGGUGUCGAGUGAGAAGUUCAACAAGUUGAUAAAUGAACAUAAAAUGACCAUGAACAAUUACAACGAUUGUAUUUGCUACUUUGGAGAAGAAAAUGAAAAUUCGAUAGAUUCCGAUGAGUUCUUCUCGAUUAAAAAGGACAAAGUUCUUGAUACUUUUACAGUUUGUAAAGGAGACAAGGUUUGUUUACUCUUAGAAAACUUUAGAAUGAUUAUUAGUGGAACAAUGAAAGGUUGGUUAGUCAAAGGUUUCACUAAACCAUCGUAUUUCUUCAACGAACUGAGAGAGAAGUUGAAAGGAGAUUUGGGAAAGUCGAGGACAACAAAACGCAAUCAACUCAACCCCUUCACAAAUAAACAUUUACUAUCAAAGAUGCAGCAAAGAUGUUUGUUCGUUCAUUCGCUUAUGGAUAUUUAU
Molecule: messenger RNA, 2454 nt
Organism: Clunio marinus
Lineage: Eukaryota; Metazoa; Arthropoda; Insecta; Diptera; Chironomidae
Source: the annotation of a GenBank genome assembly